This is a messenger RNA of Ruditapes philippinarum (Manila clam), 1885 nucleotides long. RefSeq lists its product as uncharacterized. Gene Ontology annotation, molecular function: mannosyltransferase activity. Gene Ontology annotation, biological process: mannosyl-inositol phosphorylceramide biosynthetic process. The record is from RefSeq and is a predicted model, not a curated record. The transcript has 2 exons. Lineage: Eukaryota; Metazoa; Mollusca; Bivalvia; Venerida; Veneridae. The coding region runs from base 208 to 1566 and encodes 452 amino acids.
AUAUUUAAAACUUGGGUGUUGUGUCAGAAGUGUGUUUCAGUGCACCUAGCGCUAUUUUAUAAACCCACCGAUAACUAUCUUAAAUUAAUCCUGCAUGGUCGGGUAAAAUAUAUUUUUAGUUGGAGAGGUAGGAUAUCAUUUGAUGACCUGUAUGUCAAUACUAAAUGUUACUUUAAUAUUUGUUACUUGUUUAUCACACUUGAGGGGAUGUCCUUGCGUAGAUAUUGCAGUUUCAGGAAGGAAAUAAACAUACUUUGUUUCGUCUUAGUAAUAAUAGGUGUAUGGGUUUUCAGCGAUUUUACAAAAGAAAUUCCGCUGGAUAAAGGUUUAUCUUCAAACAUAAAAUCGAAGGAAGAGCACCAACUUCCUAUCUCAAUAACACCAGAUGAACAAGUCAACACAAUGUACUCAUCGAAACAUAAUUUUACAAUGUACGACAACAACAACUUAGAAAAGCAAACAUCCAACAAAUCUACUGAAAACCAACAGACCACGAUCGCAAGUUUAAGAAAUACAUUAUCUAUCAACGGAACUCAAUCAAUUUCUAGAAUAGACAAGUCGGAUAUAACGAAAACAUCAAUGGAAGUCCCAGUGGAAAAGGCAUACCCGUUGCUUUUUCAAUCAGCUGAUGAAGAAGAGUUUUCGUCCUCAAACUGGAGUGUUUCUCGUAUUCCUCAUAUCAUACACCAAAUGUACGCGGGCGACAUGAUUCCGGAAAUGUACAUUAAUCAUGUAAGGUCAUUUAUACAAAAUAAUCCUACUUGGGAAUAUCGUUUUUGGACUGAUGAAUCUGGUCGUCAAUUACUACAAAAACAUCAUCCAUAUCUUGUAGAUGUAUAUGAUAAUUUUGGAAGUAACGUUAAACGGUCCGAUCUACUACGUUAUGCUGUUCUUUAUGAAUAUGGAGGCUUCUAUGCCGAUUUAGACAUAGAUAAUCUGCGAUCUCUUAAUAUAAGUACAAUGAAAUAUGCAUGCAUUGUUCCGGUGGAACCAUUUGAGCACAGUGUUUUAUUAAACGGUAUGCCGUUUCUGAUGAACAACGCAAUCAUGAGCUGUCGUCCUAAGCACCCGUUUUUUAAACUUCUAUUAUCUAAAUUACGUUAUGCCCACCCAAGUGGAUAUCCAGUUGGAACUACGGGCCCAGGCUUCGUUACUCGGAUAUUUUAUGAGUACAAUAAUAUGAAUCAUUUCCCAAGUCUACGAAAUAAAACGGAGUGGAGCAGUAAUUCUCCAUAUUUCUAUAAAGGAGAAUUAAAAGAGACCGACAACAAUGCUGUUUACGUUCCUAAUUCGCAAUACUUCAUGGAUAAUUUAGAUCCUGUUCAUGUAACUGAAAAUGGGAAAUUUACCCAACUCUGUAAACAAACUCAAAAUUUAUCAGGCAUGUACAUAAGAGCAUGCUCUGAAUUUCAUAGACGGAAAAAAGUAAGAGAAAAUAAAAAAUAUACAUUCACAGUACAUCAUUGGUAUCACUUAUGGGAAAUGAGUAAAAGCUCUGCAAGUAAUCUCAAAAAGGUAAAUAUUAGCAGUAUAGUUCCGAAAGUUAUAAGAUACACACAAUCGUAAAAACAUCGGACAUGCUCCCAUUAUUCGUAAUACACGUGAUAUGAAAUUGAUGACUUCAAUUGUGAUACUUUUCAGAGAGGUUGAGUGGUUAACUCGUCGGACUAGUUAUCUAAGGAUUGCUGGCGACUCGGGUAAACCCCGUCAGGGGCAAACCGUUGUUUCCGUGAGCAAGAAACUUUACAUUCAUUGCUUAGUACUGGUUGGUUUCAGGAAUGGAUUCGGGAGUGUUUCAAUAAGGUUAUAGCUUCCGACACAAUCGAACUAAAAUUACAUUCGUAUAAACUAAUUGUGAUACUUUAACAAUUUAAAAAUGACAAUU